Molecule: messenger RNA, 640 nt
Organism: Fomitiporia mediterranea MF3/22
Lineage: Eukaryota; Fungi; Basidiomycota; Agaricomycetes; Hymenochaetales; Hymenochaetaceae
Exons: 5
Source: RefSeq, a predicted model, not a curated record
AUGAUACCCAAUUACGAUCCUGAGAAUGGAUGUGACUUCGACCAUUCUGGUACCACACACAUCCUACUUUUCGAUUGUUUUAUGUGUACCCCUAGUGGCAACAACAAAGCUGGCAUAAACAGCCCGAUUAUUGUGCGUUUUAAGGACAGGCUGGAAAACACACACAGGGAAAGGCAGGCAGGAAAGAUUGACGUGCACAUAUUCAAGGCAACUAAUCAACCUACGACUGACGAGCAGGGAAAGGAGGGAACAAAGCUUAAUAUACAGUCAUUCAGCAAGACCCUCAUGAAAUUAGCCAAUAGCCUGCCAGUGAGGGAGCAGAAGAAGGUUCUUGAUGCAUGUAGCCAGCAAGUAGUCGAAGCUUACAGAAAGCUCACCGAAGCAUAUGUAUGUGAUGAAAAUAAGAAGGUUAGGGACUACAUCCUGAUGUUUGGCGACGGAUCUGGCGCUUGGGCUGCUAACAAAUGUGCAAAAACCAUAGAAAGGGUUGGAGUAUUGAAGUACUGGAAUCCUUAUGUUGUUAAAGAAGCAUUUAUACUUAGUAAGAAGUCCAAUCCUGAUUGCAAAGAACUCUGUAACUUUAGGCUAUUCCGGGCAAACUAUGCUCGAGUGGAAGUACUAGGCCUGUGGUACAAUGCCA